This is a messenger RNA of Paramacrobiotus metropolitanus, 1840 nucleotides long. RefSeq lists its product as uncharacterized. Gene Ontology annotation, molecular function: DNA binding. The record is from RefSeq and is a predicted model, not a curated record. Gene Ontology annotation, biological process: DNA integration; DNA recombination. The coding region runs from base 116 to 1381 and encodes 421 amino acids. The transcript has 2 exons. NCBI's taxonomy places the organism in Eukaryota, Metazoa, Tardigrada, Eutardigrada, Parachela, Macrobiotidae.
CGACUGCGGUGCGGAUAUUGGUUUUCGUGCAGCACACCGUUCUCGUAUUACACCUAACGCACAGUCUGCCCGUUCUCAUGCAGAUGUUCUAACUGGAGCCAUUCAUAAAGAAGUUAUGUUGGGCCACACAGUGGGCCCAUUUUCUCAUCCUCCCUUUAUUAAUUUUGUCUGCAGUUCGUUAGGUGUGCGUGAGAAACGCACUGGUGGGCAUCGUAUAAUUCUCGAUCUUAGUCGGCCUGUAGGUGAUAGUGUUAAUGAUGGCAUCAGUAAAGAAGAUUAUUCACCGACUUAUUGUUCUAUUGAUGAUGCGAUUCGGAUUAUCAUUUCACUCGGGCCUGGAUGUCUAUUAUGUAAACAAGACAUUAAGCAUGCCUUUCGUUUAGUUCCCGUCCGUCCUGAAGAUUAUCAUCUUUUGGGUUUUAAGGUCGCUGGUACCAUGUGCAUCACUCGAUCCAGAUCCUAUUCCCGAUUUGUACAGCGAUCUACUAAUACGUUAGUUAAUCAUCUUAUCCUAAACCAUGUCUCUCCUGCUACCCGCCGCGCUUAUAACUCUGCUUUGAAUCAGUUCAUCAAGUUUUGUCGUUGUAAGAAAGUUGCUUUUUGUCCUGCUUCUGUUUCUACGGUAUUAGCUUUCAUAGCUUUCCAGUUUGCUAAAAAACGUGCGUUGUCCACCGUUCGGGUUUAUCUUGCUGCCAUUUCUGAUCUGCAUUGUGUGAAUAAUUUGCCUAAUCCUGUGGAUAAUCCUUCUUGUACAUACGCAUUUAAAGGAUAUGCGCGACUGCAUCAGCAAAUUGUUGAUUCUAGACUUCCUAUUACGCCAAAUAUCCUUGUGCUGAUUAAAAAUCAGCUGGUUGUGUCAUCAUUGUGUGAGUUCGAUAAAAUCAUAUAUUGGUGUGCGUUUGUUAUGAUUUUUUGUGGUUUCUUGCGAAUUGGCGAACUGCUGGCAUUGAAUUUUGAAGAUAUUUGUGUUGCUAAGGAUUCAUCCCUGGUCUCUUUUCGAUUAUCUCAUUCCAAAACGGAUCAGCUUCGCCGUGGACAUUGGGUUCACUGUGUUCGCGCCUCUGGCUGCAUUUGCCCUGUUCGGGCUGUACAGAAAUGUCUGCGUGUUCGGUUUGCGUCAGGUGCACAUUGUGGUCGAUUAUUUGUGGACAGUGCUCAUCGCAUAAUCUCCCGUUCCAUGUUUCUGUCGGUCCUCAAGUAUUGCCUUAGGAAUCACCCGAAUGUUAGUCGGUUCAAUACACACAGUUUUCGAAUUGGUGCUGCGACUACGGCCGCCAGGAGAAAUGUUCCUGCUUAUCGGAUCAAGGAGGCUGGGAGAUGGAAGUCCGAUUGUUACCAGCGUUAUAUCCGUGAUGUGCACGUGAAUCCUGCUCUUUUUUGAUGUUUUUACUGGUCGCUGAUGUCGUUCGUGCUGUUGUUGCCGGUUCGUUGGGGGUUGGUUGUUGGGGGCUGACGGGCCUUUGCCCAGAUGUCUUCCAGUUCCGGCAACACCACGCUAUGUUUGUUCGUUUAAGCGCCCACAAUUAACUGCUCUUACAAAACGUUUUUAACAUCUGUUUUUGCACAAAGCACGUGAUCUGCGUGUUGAUGCGUUAGGACAACUCGAAAUAUGGAACACUCGUGAUUGCCUCCUGAAUCCAAAACGUGAGAAGUAAUCUGAAUUUUAGAUAAGAGUAAGACCCGUAAUUAUUUGGUCGACCAGCGAAUAUUAAGAUCUUUCAUUACAGCCGUAAGCGAUAUAACACGGAUCUUUAAUCGGAAACAGGACGGCAGCAGAACGCUAAACAGAAUUUCUUUACGUUGUUAUCUCAAGUUUCAGUAAUUAAUCCCAGUACUUCUG